AAUCAUCCCUCACUGACGUAAUCCCUGUUUGGACUGAGAGGGUGGCGCUGCAGGUUAACCCACGAAGACCAGGUGGGUCGAUACUAAGUUAGGUAACGAAAGUUAACCGCUCACAGCUCCUGUCAACAUAUGAGGCCACUCAUAUAUGAAGCCGAAACGACAUGUACCCUGUGGAUUUUCCAUCUGUGGAAGACACAGACCUCACAAUUGCAGCUGAACAAUACAUGUCAUCGCUGGUGUCAGGACGUCCUAAUAAUGAGUGGUUUGAAUUACCACAGACCCCAAAGUGUCCGUCUGCUCAGGUGGCAAUAACAGCAAACAAUGUGAGGUACCUGCAGCUGUUUGACGAUGGCCAACCUCAGUGUGCAGUGGUGGCACUUCACGCCCCCAAUGAUCCAGCAAAAGUGCUGGCUUUAUACCUGCAUGACAAGUGGUGGAGUGUGGAUGAAGUAUUACGAACUUCCAACAACAGCAGAAGUGGCCUGGUUUUGGUCCAGGCGACUACGGAGAGGCUGAUCGUGUUUCUGCUCAGUCAGGUUGUGGAGAGGUCUUCAAAGGAGAAGGGGCAGUUCUCCUUGCAUCCACGCACAGAGAACAUCAAGUUGUUGUGGAGAGACGGCCAGGCUGUCGGUUUCUACACCACCAAGCGCAAAGGCAGCCUGUGUGACAGCUGGAGUGGUCACUGCUACCCACUGUCCAUUCUGGACACAGUGCUGGUGAGGAGCAGUUGGAGGAGAAGAGGCCUCGGCCUUCAGAUGCUGGAGGAUUUUUGCUCCUCGUUCCCUACAGAAGAGUUCCUGGGACUCAGCUCUCCGUUAUCACCCAGCAUGGUGGCAGUGUGCAGAAGAUUCCUCCAGCAGCACGAGGAUCUUCAGCAGCGUCUGUAUGAAGUGGAGGCUCCAGGGACCUGGACCCAAAGACGAAACAUCUGGCUUAACAUCCGGCUGGGCCAUUACUGCACCGAACUUGUGUGAAGUCCUUACAAUCUGAGCCAAAGAGGACUCCACCCCCACACACACACCCUGAGAAUUUAACCCUGCAACCCACACCGGUGGUCCGGACUCUGGACGUCGUGCCUACGCACCAACAUGCCACAACCAGCCACAGGCACAGUGGAGCCUCACAAUAAAAAUAAGAAGAAUAAAUGGCUUCAACUGUAAAACUGUUAACAUGCAAUAAAUGGAUGUUGUGUUCACUUA
Betta splendens (Siamese fighting fish) is the source of this 1199-nucleotide messenger RNA. RefSeq names its product family with sequence similarity 169 member B (gene fam169b). The transcript has 8 exons. NCBI's taxonomy places the organism in Eukaryota, Metazoa, Chordata, Actinopteri, Anabantiformes, Osphronemidae. The record is from RefSeq and is a predicted model, not a curated record. Bases 162 to 974 code for a protein of 270 amino acids.